Molecule: messenger RNA, 794 nt
Organism: Etheostoma spectabile (orangethroat darter)
Lineage: Eukaryota; Metazoa; Chordata; Actinopteri; Perciformes; Percidae
Exons: 3
Coding region: 147-794 (215 amino acids)
Molecular function (GO): nucleic acid binding
Source: RefSeq, a predicted model, not a curated record
AUGUAUUUUACAUAUUUGGUUACAUUGCAUUAGGUCUGUCUGUACAAUUCUAACAAGAUGUUUUAUUUGCUAGAAUUGAAAGACUGCCACAUGCCGGUGGAAGGAGAGGUAUAUUCUCACAAGAGCAGGAGACCAUUAUUGUCAAUAUGGUCCUUCAAAAUAAUCUCAUUUGUCUGCGAGAAAUACAACAGCGAGUUGAGGAAGACAACGAGAACUUUGAAGGAAUCAACAGUGUGAGUCUCUCCACAAUUGACCGUGUCCUGAAACGCAACCUGAUAAGUCUCAAACAAGUCUACAGAGUACCAUUUGAGAGAAAUUCUGAGAGGGUAAAAGAGCUACGAUAUCAAUAUGUACAAAGAAUGUUUCAACUGGAUUCCAUGGAGAGGCCUCAUGAGUGCAUCUUCUUGGAUGAAGCUGGCUUCAAUCUCACCAAGAGGAGAAGGAGAGGCCGCAAUAUUAUUGGUCAACGAGCCAUUGUAGAGUUGCCAGGGCAGCGUGGUGGCAACGUGACCAUAUGUGCUGCCAUCAGCAGCUACGGGGUUAUUCACCGCCAUGUGACUUUAGGACCUUACAACACUGCCCAUCUUAUAACCUUUCUGUAUGCUCUACAGGAAGCAUUACUGAGACGUGAAGAGAGAGGUGAUGAGCAGGCAGAGCAUCCCAUGUACGUGGUAAUCUGGGACAAUGUGAACUUUCACUGUGGUCCUAGAAUCCCAAGGGACAGGAUUGCCUGUGAUGUUGAUGAGGUCCUGUGGCCUGACCAUGCCCAGAGGCAUGAUGCUGAGGCAGAAUGA